AUGGUUGACCCCCAUAACCCUCCGCCAUUGGGUCCGGGGCACGAUAUGAACAUGAAUGGGGCGUACUCGGCGGAGGGUAGUGUUUCCCUACAUCAUUCAGAGACAGACGACCAACAACAACCUGGGAACUCAGGAGAGAAGAAGAGAAACAAACUGGGUUACCACCGCACCUCAGUAGCUUGUGGACACUGCCGACGUCGAAAGAUAAGGUGUAUCACAUCACCCAAUGAUACGCAAGGACGCUGCAUCAACUGUAUCCGCUUGAAGAAGGACUGCAGUUUCUAUCCAGUGGACCAGGCGUCAAUCGAUGACCCACGAGGGAAGCAAGCAUCAAGGCCUCCUCCAGCGCCAAAAGGGAACUCAGCAACCUCAUCCCCAGCAACUCCGACCAGCAUCCUACCAGAGAAGCCAAAGAAAGUAAAGGCACCCUUCUUGCCUUCAUCGAAAAGACCAGUCCCGAUUGCAGUUCCGAGGACCACAGAAGCUGCCGGAGUUCAGGGGUUUCCACCUCAAGCAAGGGCAUCAAUGCCAUCCCCUGGAGAUAUGGCUCAUAUCGAACCUGGCCCCCAAAACUCGACUAAUUGGAUGGUUACAGCGCCCGACCAAAGCCCAACUUCAUCCUCGGACCUAAGUACGCCCUGGCAAGCGUACACUUCACGAUCUCCAAUGAGUGCACAGUUCUCGCCAUUCACGCCUGUAUCACAAUCCCCAUCUGCUUGGCCUCCUGGGACCUCAGAGUCAGUCCCUCAGGGUGAUGUAGAAAUGGCUUGGGGUCAGUUCUCAACACCAACACGGUCUAUGUCAUACGGAGGAGAAGCCUUUACCGGUAACAACCCUUCUCAAUAUUCCUUGAUGGCUCAGGGUCGACAAUUUGAACGGAGACCGUCUGCACUAUCAGAUGCGUACACUGCUUCCGCGGCUGGUAUGAUUCCGGGAUUCGAUGGCUCAAACGUAAACGCAACUGUCCCGUUUCCGCCCGGCGCUAUGCCCCAAGCAAAUUACACAACAUGGGAUCAGACACAGGCAUACCCCGGUUAUACGUAUGUGAAAAACGAAGAUGCCUACGGCGAUGGCUGGUCACAAAUAGAAAGAGGACAGACUCUGCGGUCGCAGGGCAGUUCUGGUCAGCAAGUCAUGAAUAAUGGACACAUGAAUGUUUACCAAACCCAAUGA
This is a messenger RNA of Fusarium sp. VM40, 1173 nucleotides long. Lineage: Eukaryota; Fungi; Ascomycota; Sordariomycetes; Hypocreales; Nectriaceae. The record is from the annotation of a GenBank genome assembly.